AACUGAACAAAGGCAGAAGAGGGAUCAAUUUCUAAUAACUAUCAAUGCAAACACCGCUAGCUUUCGCCUCGCGCGCGCCCGAAACGGCACAACACGCGCCGGACUACGGUAAGAAGACGCCCCGCCGCGAAAAUAAGCCCGGGAAGAUGGAACAAACGGAUCAGUGUCGCUGGAAAUGGCCAGUUUACAAUGACGGCGUAUGUUGAGUCCUGUGGGUAAGGAGCACUACCUACUGGACACACUGGGUAAAUGAAUGCUCAUAGGGAUAAAGGGUGGGACAUGGAGCCAAAGUCAGUAGCCAAGUAAAAACCCUGAUCAUCUAACUUGAUGUAAUUGACUGCAAGUCCAAGUACCACGAGAGGAUUUACGUUAAAUGCAAAUACGAAAUUAUCUCUAAAAUGAAUUUGAUACAGAUUAAACACCAUUAAACAGUAUUUUUCCAAAUUUGACACACACAAGAAAUAAAAAAUAAAGAUUUUAUUUUCAUUAUAUGGGCCAAUAAUUUCAAUUUAUAUUCUCAUAUUAAUUACAUUUUAUACUAUCUAAAUGCAAACUCAGUUAAAUUCAGAGGAAUAUAAAUAAAAUAUAUACAAACGAGGAACAAGUACUACAAAUGUGCAACUUGGUGCAGUACUUGACUACCCAGCAGUACACACCGACCUUCAGCAUUAAAACAUGGUUCAAAUAAUGUCAGUUGUUUUUGUUACGUUGAUGCAACAUUGAAACAAUGUACAAUUCUUGCGUUUAAUGCUGUGACGGGAAGACGUUAAAACAGCGAUGCCCUGUCAACGCUGAGUCACCUUUCACAGUCAACACAUGAUCCAGUGGUCAUCCCACCAUGACUAUGACGUCGGUUCAACCAUGACUCAGCGCUGAAAUGCCUGCUGGGAAAAUACACUCACACCAACUCUACACAUCCAUGUCAUUCUUCAGCACAAGCUUCAAAACCUGCCAGCACCUGAUGGUCGGGAGAGUUCGGGUUUAGCUCUCAGACAUUUCGCACAUCAAACAUUUUGACAAGUGGAAGCAGGGAGCGAUCAUGUGGGACUAAUAGCAUUAAUGAUAUAGGUGCUCUAGCAAGUCAUUAGGCACAACGGCACCUGGAACGUGGAACAUGUAAUUGCAGUGCAGCUUAAUUGUGAUUAAUAAUUACACCUCUGCUUUUCAGCUUGUCCAAAUACCGGCUGUGAUGGAGCAAAGACUCACAAACACGUGCUUGACAAUUGUAAUUUUCAAUUAAACAACUGGAAGGUAAAAAGCUGUUAUUAAAAUGAACACAGGAUUACACAAAAUUACAAUUAUCUCCGUGAAAGCUAAUUCAAGCUCCAUGCAAAUGACCCUGUGUAGCUGUUGUCUACACAAUUAACAGAUGGGAUAAUAAAUAUGCAAAUAAUGUUAUAUAUUUACAUUUAUAUGGAAACAGUGUAACAGCAAUGUUUUGAUUGAAUUGGAAAAUCAGAUGAAUACCUAAAAUUAUUCUGUCUUAAAAACUGUGCAAUUUCUUUCAGUUUCCUUCAGACAACUUUUAUUUAUACAGCACUCCACCCACUCACAACAAAGGCUUUAUCAAGGCUCUUUACAUAAAGCCAGCUCCUAAUUGUUGCCAAUCAGUAUAUUGUUAUUCAAAUAAUCGUGGAGAAAGAAACCUCCAGCUCAAUGUGGAGAUCCAUCUGCCUCGACCGGUUGUGGUGAAGGGAUAGAGAGAGAAACGAGGAGAAACAACAGGCAGCAACAGAACCCAAGCAACAGAACCCAAGCAGGAUGGUUGGACCAGAGACUGGAGAUAGGUCUAUGGCAGCUUAGCCAUAUAACAACAAGCUUCAUCAAAAGGAAGACUGGUCUUAAAGUUGAGAGGGAACCUGCACUGAAGCUGCUUCCACAGGACAGGAGCUCGUGGCUAAAGGCUCUGCGUCCGGUUCUACAUUUAGAAUCUCUGCCACCGUUGACUGUCUCUAACAUUUUCCAUAGCGUGGCUCAUUGUUUACGAGCCAGUCUUACUAGGGCUCAGAGAGCUUUAGCUAACAGUUCUGCUUAAUGUGCUGCUGAGAAACACCUCCCACCGGGGCCCGGUUUCACUGGCACUAACUGGAGGGCAGGACGAUGGAUCCCAUCGAGUCCAACUGUCUGUUACGAACACCACAGUGGCUCCAGAGCCACAGCUAUGUCCCGCUGUUAUUCUGGGGUCUCGGUAAUGCAGUAAUGGGGCAUGUGUUUGGCUAUUGUCCCUAAAUCUGGCAAAGGAGGCUGGGGCCGGUGAGGGAAUAGCCUUCUUUACCUGAGUCCCUGCCUAAAGAAGGCAUGGAGUAUUUAUAGUUCAUAAUGUACCAUUGUACAGUCACUAUAUUUACCCCUUGUUGUGAGCUGCUCCGUCAUAAAGCCCCAAGAUCCUGCUCAGUCCUGAUCCUGCUACCACUUAAAUAUGGCGCCCAAGAAAGCAAAGAAGAGAUCGGAGGGGGGCGGCUCCAACGUCUUCUCCAUGUUCGAACAGGCCCAGAUCCAGGAGUUCAAAGAAGCUUUCACCAUCAUGGACCAAAACAGGGACGGCUUCAUCGACAAGAGCGAUCUGAGAGACACGUUCGCAGCCUUAGGUCGGUUAAAUGUCAAGCAGGAGGAAAUUGAUGAGAUGCUUAAGGAGGCAUCAGGACCCAUCAAUUUCACCGUCUUUCUCACCAUGUUUGGAGAGAAACUCAAAGGCGCCGACCCAGAGGAGACCAUCCUUAACGCUUUCAAAGUGUUUGACCCUGAGGGAAAAGGAACACUAAAAAAAGACUUUGUGACAGAGAUGCUCACAACCCAAGCAGACAGGUUCUCCCCUGAAGAGAUGGAACAGAUGUUUGCAGCGUUUCCUCCAGAUGUAGCAGGAAACCUAGACUACAAAAACCUGGUGUACGUCAUCACACAUGGUGAAGAAAAGGACCAGGAAUAGAGCCGCUCACAAAGAAUAAGGAAGAAACCGAAGGAUAAAAUAGAUGCAGCUUCCUGAAUGUGCCUCCCACAAAAAGGCUGCUUCAAACAUGAUGCAUAAUUACUUAUAGAUAUUUAUUUUACAGUACAGGAUUGGUCCAAACUGUUGAGUGAUGGAACUCAGCUGUCACAUGACCUGCUCUCCCAUGAAUAAAUAUCUGCAUGAAAACAGUGUGUCACUGGCAUGCAGUAAAGCAGAAGUUGAAUAACUCAUGUAGCUCAGCGUCAUCCAGAACCAGGACAAUCUAUAUCCCAAUACAAAAUGUUAAAUAAAUGGACCUUUUUUCUAUCUCGUAUUUUGGUAUAAUCUGUGACUCCUCCAAUAAUAUGCUGACUGAGUGUGUUUGACCACUGUUUGAAACGGAUGAUUGCAUUCUGUAGACAGUUGAAUCCAAGAUCCUUUAGAAGGUAGAAUAAGUGUAAUGAAAUAUGACCUAUAAAAUGUCUUUCGUUUUUUGAAUCUUGUAAAAAUAGCAAAUUUGACCAUCUUCCAUUAAAGUAAAACAUGUUUGGCCUCA
Molecule: messenger RNA, 3482 nt
Organism: Betta splendens (Siamese fighting fish)
Lineage: Eukaryota; Metazoa; Chordata; Actinopteri; Anabantiformes; Osphronemidae
Gene: myl2b
Product: myosin, light chain 2b, regulatory, cardiac, slow
Exons: 9
Coding region: 2420-2926 (168 amino acids)
Biological process (GO): cardiac muscle contraction; muscle cell fate specification; heart development
Cellular component (GO): cytoplasm; myofibril
Molecular function (GO): calcium ion binding
Source: RefSeq, a predicted model, not a curated record